GCUCAAAUUUCCUUGCUCAACUCACAGCCAUUUCUCAAAUUUCCGCACCCAUUUUCGACCUCCUGUCUGGCUAGCAUGCAACGCCUUUCUUUCUCCUGUUGGCCGUUCGCCGAACUCCCGUCGUUGGAUUGUUGACGAAACAGCCGCUUCGCCAGAGACUACUAUAGUAGUUGCACGUACCUCCUCGCAGCUGGCCGCUCAGCGGGUGGUACGUAGUCACCAUGGUGGUCUUUCAAUAGUAGAAGUACUACGGAUCCCAAACUCGAAACCUUCAAGCCAGAAUAUUCCUCCUCUCAGGAGACCAGCAACGAGCCACGACCAAAUAUCGGUUCGAUGGAGCGCCGCGCAGCGCUUCAUCUUUGCGCGUUGUUCCUGCUGACGUGUCUCGCGGUCUCACGAGUCAACUCCACGCGGUUCGAAUACUACCAAGGUCUGUACCUUAGAGAGCUCCAGAAGGACUGGGGCACGUAUUUCACCGACUGGGUGGUUGGCGGAGAGUGCAGCAACGCAAGCUUUGUUGCGUGCGAUGCCCAGGGCAUGAUAACCAGCAUGUAUUUAGGAUUGCGCAACUUGAAAGGAUCGAUUCCCCCAACCAUUGGCAGCUUGACCAAGCUGGCAGAACUGGACCUGUCAGAGAACAUGUUGAGUGGACCUAUUCCAUCGACCAUCGUUUCCUUGUCCACACUAUCGCAUUUGGAUUUACACUCGAACCAGCUAACCGGAUCUAUUCCAUCAACCAUUGGCAGCUUGAGCGAGCUGACUUAUCUGAAUCUGGAAGGGAACAACUUUGAUGGUCCUAUUCCACCAGCCAUCGGCAACUUGGGCAACCUGCUCACCCUCUACGCAGAUGGACCAUGCCCACCUGACUAUGACAGCUGCAUGGUCACACAAGACACUUCAAGUGCUUUUUGCCAAAAAUGCUCCUCCUUCUGUGACAAAUGUGACAAGCUAACACCAGGAGCCAUCGCUGGCAUUGUUGUUGCUGUCAUGCUUUUCCUUGUGGUGGUGGUCGCCGUGCUGGUAUGGAGGAGAGGCUGCUGCCAUAAAGCAGAGGCAACAUAUAAGGAGAACAAGGACGCCGUGCCAGCUAAGGGCUCCCAAGAACGACGUGGGGGGAGGGAGGAUCCUGAAUCAUUAGCAGCAGCCAUGGCAACAGCAGCAGCAGGAGGGAGAAACGAUGAUGUGGCGGUGGAGAUGGAGGCAGCGCGGCCACAUGUGUGCCAGGAGUACUCCCUGGAAGAGCUGGCAAAGGCAACGGCGGAUUGGGCAGAGGAGAACAGGAUUGGCAGCGGCAGCUUUGGGGAUGUCUACAAGGGCGUGUCUCCCCACAGCUGCACGCAAGUAUGGGCAGUCAAACGAGCCAGAGUGCUCACCAACGACUUUUUGACAGAGGUGAAGGAGAUGGCCAGCAAGCACCACCCCCAUCUUGUGCGGCUACUUGGAUAUUGUAUGGAUAUGAACACAACCACAAGGCACAUAGAGCAAAUCUUGAUCUACGAGUACAUGGAGAACAAUGACCUUGAAAGUUGGAUCGGACCAAGUGACUCUAACAUUCUUUCCCUGCGGCAACGGCUGGACGUUCUGAUUGGAGUGGCAAAGGGGCUGCAGUACCUUCAUGACUUUGGCAUUGUGCAUCGCGACAUCAAGCCAGCCAACAUUCUACUCGACGGAAAAAUGCAGGCCAAGAUAGCGGACUUUGGACUGGUGAAGUUAAGUGGUGGGACCUCCAUGGGGACGUCUGUGGCGGCCACUCGAGUGAUGGGAACACCAGGCUAUGUGGACCCCGCCUACUACAAGACACACAAGGCCACCCCAGCAGCAGACGUGCACAGCUUCGGAGUGGUGAUGCUGGUGGUCAUCACGGCACGCAAGGCUGUUCACGUGACAGAGGACAGCCAGAUCAGCCUCAAGCAAUGGGUGGCUCCAUUGGUGGCGUCCAGCACCGUGGCGGCAUUCAAGGACCCUCACAUGGAUGCACCAGAUGACUUGGUGCUGCGCAUUGCUCGCCUUGCCCUCACCUGCACUGCCAUGCCCACUGCCUCCCGCCCCUUCAUGGGUCGAGUGCUGGGCGAUCUGCUGGCGCUGAGGGAGGAGGUGCUUGGGGGUGAGGCGCACAGAGCUGCAUGCCGCAUUGACAGGGAGAUUGGCGCCUCAGCUGACUCGGAUUUUGAUGCCCAGAUGGCUCGUGUGGAGCAGAUGGUUGUGCAAAGUGGCUCUUCCACCAGCGUCUGAUCUGCAUAGCAUGGAGUAAAGUAAAAAGCAAUAUAUUUUACUCCUAGCUUAUUGGUGUCAACAAACAUAUAUUUACCGUAUAUGUAGCGAGGUUAGAUAUGUUUGUUAUAACCUAGCUAGGUCAGCUCUUAGGGUACAUUCCUACGACCCACGGCAGUUUGACCUUUCGCCCCUUUUGCCUUUUUUUCCUGAGCCGCGCGGCAGUUUGGUAAAAGCUUUCGUCACA
Molecule: messenger RNA, 2458 nt
Organism: Closterium sp. NIES-67
Lineage: Eukaryota; Viridiplantae; Streptophyta; Zygnematophyceae; Desmidiales; Closteriaceae
Source: the annotation of a GenBank genome assembly